AUGGACAAACCAGUCUUGUUGGCCUUCUACCUCAUCUGCGUCACUGUGGGCACAUCACUGAAGUGUUUAACAUGCCACCUUCGUGUAAAAGCAGACCGCUGUAGAAGAGGUUUUGGUGUCUGUAUUGCCCAGGACGAUGAGAUGUGCAUGAGUUUAAAGAUCUACAGGGGUGAAGAGCUCCUGGUAGCAUACAUGGAGUGUCAGAAAUUCUGCAAAGCCGCACGAGUUAAACGCAAAGGUCGGAUUUACGUGCAUAGUUGCUGUGCCAGAAAUUAUUGUAACGGCAAAAUCUAG
Messenger RNA from Trichechus manatus latirostris (Florida manatee), 294 nucleotides. RefSeq names its product prostate and testis expressed 3 (gene PATE3). The record is from RefSeq and is a predicted model, not a curated record. The coding region runs from base 1 to 294 and encodes 97 amino acids. NCBI's taxonomy places the organism in Eukaryota, Metazoa, Chordata, Mammalia, Sirenia, Trichechidae. The transcript has 3 exons.